Molecule: messenger RNA, 2559 nt
Organism: Lithohypha guttulata
Lineage: Eukaryota; Fungi; Ascomycota; Eurotiomycetes; Chaetothyriales; Trichomeriaceae
Exons: 4
Coding region: 1-2559 (852 amino acids)
Source: RefSeq, a predicted model, not a curated record
AUGUCUGAUUCCCAAGACAAUAGUUAUCGCUACGAGUCUAUAACUAUCAGCGGCGAAGCACGGGCACAUCUUGGCGAUGUAUACCCGUCACACCCUGUGAUUAGAGAUGGCGACAGCCAUAAUUACCCCAGAACGGAUGUCCGUGGUGGUUUCGUGAUUCAGGGGAACAACUAUGGCACCAUGCAGUUGCCUCAACCCGAAUAUGACAAGCCGCUACCCGCACGAGUGCUCGAAAAGUUGAGCAAGCUCAAUUCGCGAAGCACCACAUUAUUUUUCUUUUUCUCGGCGAAUGACCCCGGUCGUCAAAAUCAUCAGUCAAUGAUCAGAGCACUAUUGUCUCAAUUGUACCAGAGCUCAGGCAUUCCGCAGUCUUUGCUAGAACUUUAUAAGCGGUACUCGUCUCAGUCCGAUUGUGGUCCAUCCAUUACUGCAGAACUGAGCAAUAUUUUUGUGGAGUUUCUGAUGAAUCUGAAAGAGCCCCUGUACCUUGUGCUAGAUGGCUUGGAUGAGGUCGGAUAUGGUCCUCAACGAGCGGAAGUUGUGCAACUAACUCAGCAGCUUGUCGCUCUGCGUCAGCCUCAACUGCAUAUCUUCCUCACUAGCCGUAGCGAGGCAGACAUCUUGGGCUACUUCGAGGAGUCUGAAGGUUGGAUAUCCUUACCUGCUGACCACUAUAAGAUCUCUGGGGACAUAAAAAUUUAUGUCGAACAAGAGCUUUGCAGAUAUCCGGACCUCAAACGACUUCCCUCCAACACGAAAGAAAUGAUUCGCAAGCGCUUGUGUCGACGUGACAACAUUAUGUUUCAGUGGACUGUCUUACAGCUGGACCGCAUCAAAUUCAUGCGUGGAAUCACCAGUCGAAAAGUGCAGAAUUUGCUGCAUGACCUGCCAGCAAGCUUGGACGAGACGUAUACAAAGAUCCUGCAGAGUAUUCCCCAAGAAGAUCGUUCACAUGCUUUGAUGACCCUCAAGUGUUUGAUUCUAGCUAGAAGGCCAUUGAAAGCAGAAGAACUGCAAGAUCUUGUGAACUUCUCAACAAAGACAGAUCGGCCUCAUGAUCACUAUGAGUCACUCGGACUCAUGGACAUCUUUUGUCUUCUACCAAGCAUGAUACUUCUCGAUCCCUGGCCUAGGUCCGGUAUACUGGAAGAAUUGCCUAAAGGGCAGCACACUGUGUUACUCGGUCACUUUUCUGUACAAGAAUUUCUUACUGGGAACAACAUCAGACGCUCAAGUGUGCCACACUUUUUAAUCGAACCAGGGGAUUCUCAUAAACAACUAUCUUUGAUCUGUAUCCGCUAUCUCAUGGCCAAUAACACCUUGGAAAAACGAAACCAAAGAUAUCGUCUUAGAGAGUAUGCUUGGGAGUAUUGGAGUGAUCAUGCGAUAUUGAAGGAGAUCAAUUCCACGUAUGACGAGGUUAUUGCAGCACGUCUCUUGUUCUCCAAAGUUUCUUAUUACUCUUUGCUCGAGAGUAUCCCAGUGGCAAUCCUACAGGACUUCUCUACGGACGAAUUGCGUCUCGUGCAACGAUCUCUCCAAAAGCCAUAUUUUCGCAGAGGCUUCAUCAACUAUCCAGGUUGCUCUUUUCCGUUACCAAUAGACGAUGUAGUCGUGCAGGAUCUACUGCUGAAGAACCGCCUGCAACAGCUGUUGGCAUCGGAUGGUGUAUCGUCUUCGACAAUGGAGACUUGUUCAUCAAUUGAAGUUCAGCGUACCAUCCUUGCCCCACUGAAAACAGCACGAAAUUCGUAUGAAACGUGGUCAACCGUGCCCAUAUUGGUCGAUAGUACAAAGGGCAUCUCGGAUAACUUGGACUUUCGUGUUACAUGGGAAUUCCAAGAGCCUGUCAGGAUGAUCUUCACCAUUACCGAUGCGGAGUUGUCUCACGUCCACGAGAUAGACCACCAAAGUGUUAUGCGAAUCAACUCUGUUCCAAUCAAGGUUUCUCCCAUACUCUUGCGAUAUCUGCAUCAGCAAGCACGUUCUGGUGCCAGAUACUUGUGGGCCGACGAGAUAUGCCUGCCACUUUCGCGCCGGCUAGAGGUGACAGCAUCACAAUCGACAAUAGGUAGACUGCAGGAUAUACACGAUCCCAUCCUUGAUGCUACAUCCCCUCACCAAAUCGAUGAACGUCAUAUCAGAAAUUCGAUAUCAAGAGCCGCCAUUAUUACGCUGCUAUGUGGUGAGCUGUCCUGCAAUCUAUCAGCAUACAAGGCUGCCUGCUAUUCACUCAGCUCUAGAGGUUCAGCAGCCGACAAAGACUAUGACACAGAAUCCGCUUGGCUGGCCAAAACUCUCCAACUACACGGUUUCGAGGUUGCAGAGUACGUCUUCCUAUGCAGAACGAUUUUACACCGCCUUGCCACGUUCUCUGAGGCGCUAGCGGAAUUUUCGAGAGACCAUAUGGUAAUGGAGCUUGGUAGUAGUGUCUGGGUCUUCUACGAUUCGUUUGUUCGGAUCUGCGAUGUUCUUAAUUUUUUGCAGUCGGACUGGGCUGAGGGUGCACCCCAUCAUGCCCUUGUCUCUCGCGCUCUCGGUCGUCCUUCUUGUGCUUGA